AUGUCUGUAUGGGAUGACUUGGAAUUGCUUUUGGACUCUCCUUCCUCACUCACCAUCGCUACAAAUACAAAAGGAACUGUUAAAGACAACCCAAGUUUCAAUGUUGACCAGGAUGUAUCUGCAUUAAAGACUGCCAUAGAGGGUCUUGGUACAACUGAAAAAACACUGAUUGAGGUGUUGACUCAAAGAAGUAGUGCACAGAGGCAACUUAUUGCACAAGCUUAUGAGAAAGCAACCGGAAGGAAACUGGUGGAUGACUUGGAGGGAGACACUCAUGGAGAUUUUGAGGAUGCACUUGUUGCUUUGAUGACACCUUCAGCAAUGUAUGACUGUCGAGAAGUCAGAAAAGCAAUAAAGGCAGCUGGAACAACAGAGAGUACAUUGACUGAAAUAUUUGCCUCUCGCUCAAACAAACAAAUGAAAGCUUUGUCUGAAGCUUACUCUUCUGAAACGGGGAGAACAUUGCUUGAUGACUUAAAGGGGGAGGUAUCUGGGGAAUAUGGAAAAGCCCUGAUCAUCCUCGCUGAGGGAAAACGAGAUGAGAGCACACAUGUUGACACUGCUAAAGCCAAGGCAGAUGCAAAGGCCUUGUAUGACGCAGGUGAGAAAAAGUGGGGGACUGACGAAGACAAAUUCAUUGAUAUCUUAUGCCACAGAAGUAUUCCUCAAUUGAGACAAACUUUGGUUGAGUACAAAGCAAUCAGCAAGAAAACUCUACAGGAAAGCAUAGAAAGUGAGAUGUCCGGCAAUCUGGAAAAACUGCUUGUUGCUGUUGUGAAAUGUGUGAUGAAUGUCCCAGCAUACCUUGCAGAACUACUGUUCAAGAGCAUGAAGGGUGCAGGUACCACUGAGUCCACUCUAACCAGGAUUAUUGUAAGUCGCUCAGAGGUUGAUUUGCUGGACAUCAGAGCAGAGUACAAAAAGCUUUAUGGAUAUUCUCUCUACUCUCAACUUGAGUCCGAGGUAUCCGGUUGCUAUGGUGACGUACUAAAACUAGUAUGUGGACAAGACUAA
Messenger RNA from Knipowitschia caucasica, 1014 nucleotides. The record is from the annotation of a GenBank genome assembly. NCBI's taxonomy places the organism in Eukaryota, Metazoa, Chordata, Actinopteri, Gobiiformes, Gobiidae.